Molecule: messenger RNA, 1652 nt
Organism: Chironomus riparius
Lineage: Eukaryota; Metazoa; Arthropoda; Insecta; Diptera; Chironomidae
Source: the annotation of a GenBank genome assembly
CGUGUUUGCAAAAUAAACAAAAAAUAAUAAGUCGAAAAAAUAAAUUUUAUUAAAUUAACAUGGAAAUUGAGGAACUUCAUCCCUGCCAGCUUAAUAAUCUUAAGGAAGAACGUGAGGAGAAUGGAUCUAAUGAAUUGAUAGAGGAUUUUGAAGAUCAGCUUGACUUUGAGGAUGAUUAUAGCGACGACGAGGACUAUGAUUACUGUAAAUUUGAUUACGAUGAGUCAAGAAACAAAAUCAAUACUGUAGGAUACAGUGCGAAUUCACAAACUUCAUCAAACUCAAAUACUGCAAAGUUCCAGUCGUCCACAAAUCUUUUUAGGAAAUAUGCCAAUAAAAUCAGUGUAGAUAAGUAUGAAGGCAAGUCAAAUAAUGAUAAAAAUCGCAUUAAAGAUAAGCAGGACAGAGCAACUGCAGAACAAGUCAUGGAUCCAAGAACUAGAAUGAUUUUGUUCAAAUUACUUAAUCGUGGAUUUAUUAAUGAGAUCAAUGGAUGCAUAUCUACAGGAAAGGAAGCAAAUGUUUAUCACUGCACUAAUAAAUUUGGUGAUGAAUUUGCUAUAAAGAUCUACAAAACAUCAAUUUUAGUGUUUAAAGAUCGUGAUAAGUACGUGACAGGUGAAUUUAGAUUCAGACAUGGCUAUUGUAAGAGUAAUCCUCGAAAAAUGGUCCGUACGUGGGCUGAAAAGGAAAUGAGAAAUUUAUUUCGUAUGCAUAAAAAUGGAUUGCCAGUUCCUGAGCCAGUUCUACUUAAAUCUCACGUUCUAGUCAUGACUUUUAUGGGAAAAGAUGGAUAUCCAGCACCGAAAUUAAAGGAUGUCGAUCUAUCAACAUCAAAAGCUCGUGAAUUGUACAGAGAUUGUGUUAUUUUAAUCUGGCGUCUAUACAAUAUUGUAAAGCUAGUUCAUGCUGAUUUAUCAGAAUUUAAUAUCCUUUAUCACAAUGAAAAUGUCGUUAUUAUAGAUGUGUCACAAUCAGUUGAGCAAGAACAUCCACAUUCAUUUGAGUUCUUAAGAAAAGAUUGCACAAACAUCUCUGAUUUCUUUAGAAGAAAAGGCGUAUCCACAAUGACUGUUAAGGAACUAUUUGAUUUUGUUACUGAUCCAACAAUAAAAGAGAAUAAUAUGGAAGCAUGUUUAGAAGCUAUAUCCGAGAAAAUUGCAAAUAGAAAUAUCGAUGAAUUAACAGAACAAGAAAAGAUUGAUGAGGAAGUAUUCAAAAAAGCCUUCAUUCCUAAAACAUUGAGUGAUGUCUAUGAUGUCGAACGGGAUGUAUUUGGCAAGAAAAAAGGUGAGAAGGAAAAUCGCGAAGAAUUAAUCUACUCAAAAAUCACUGGACUCGACUCAAAUAAAGUAGCUGAAAAGCCUGAAGAAAAUAGCGAGAAUGAAGGAUCAGAAAGUGAAGAAAAUAGCGACGAGGAGGAACCGAGUGAAGGUGGUAAAACAAAAUCAAAUGGAAGGGAUAAAAAUGAGACAGCAGAAGAUAAAAAGGCACGAAAGAAGGCACUUCGUGAAGAUAAAGCUACUAAAAGGGAGAACAAAACUCCAAAGCAUGUAAAGAAAAGGAAGGAGAGGCUGAAUAAGAAGAAAUAAAUUAAUUAAAUUGAAGUAUGUAAAGUUGCUAUCCUGAAAUAAAAAUGUUAUGAAUUGCUG